Melanotaenia boesemani (Boeseman's rainbowfish) is the source of this 1196-nucleotide messenger RNA. It is a transcript of the gene cmss1, whose product is annotated as cms1 ribosomal small subunit homolog. The coding region runs from base 136 to 1002 and encodes 288 amino acids. The transcript is spliced from 11 exons. Gene Ontology annotation, cellular component: 90S preribosome; nucleus. Lineage: Eukaryota; Metazoa; Chordata; Actinopteri; Atheriniformes; Melanotaeniidae. The record is from RefSeq and is a predicted model, not a curated record.
GCAUUAUGAUAAGUAGGCUUUGACAUAUGUUUGAGGUUUAAAAUCCGAAAUACUAAGUUUUAAACUAGCUGUAUUUGAACACACCCCUGACACGCUCUGUUAGCGGUCUGUUUGGUUUGAGCAGAUUAUUAGUUCAUGAACAUGGGAGACGACUUGGGUGACGAGUGGUGGAAACAGGGGAGUAAUUCAGAUGCAUCUGAAGCAGAAGAGAAGAAGCAGCCAGCAGAAAAAACGAGCAGUAAACCAGAGAAGAGGAAACGGACGACGGAGAAACCAGUCAAAGCCAAGAAGAAGAAAACUAAUGAGCAGAAUAAGCGUCUAAUCCCUCAAAAGAAAGAGGCGGAGGAGGAACAGUCAGCUAAACCCAAGAGGAAGAGGAGGAAAAAGAAAACAAUCACAGAAGUGUUGGCCACCUCCGAGCCAAAGCCAGGCUGUCCAGCUGACCUGCAGGAUCUGGUCAAACAGUACUUCUCAGACAAACGCUCCGUGAUCGAGCUGGAGGAGCUGAAACUACAGAACUCCUGUUUCCUGUCCAGUAAUGACUUGACGCACACCCUCUCCUCUUAUCUAAAGCAGAUUUGUCCCAAGUGGGCAAAGAUCCAAAAGCAACACACGGAAAAGAGCUCGGUGGUCAUCCUCAUCGUCUGCAGCUCGGCGCUUCGAGUCAUUGAGCUUAUUAAGCAGAUGACUACUUUCAAAGGUGAAGCCAAAGUGGUGAAACUUUUUGCAAAACACAUAAAGAUGGAGGAGCAGGUGAAGCUGCUGCAGAAAGGCAUCGCUCACAUAGGAGUUGGGACACCAGGCAGGAUCUGUGCUCUCAUUGAAAACGAGGGUUUGAAGUUGCAGGCUUUGCGGUACCUGGUUCUGGACUGGAACUGGAGGGACCAGAAACUCAGACGGAUGGUAGACAUUCCUGAGAUCAAACUGGACUUCAUGAAGCUGCUGGAGACGGGAAUCCUGACUGCCUGUAAAGAGGACAAAGUCAAAAUAGGACUAUUUUAACUUAACACUGUGGAUUUUCUGUGUCAAUGACACUGACAUUUCACAGAGGUUGCAGAGAAGCCGUUUCCUGUUUUUCUCUCCGUGUCAGUCUCACGCUGGCUUUCUUUUAUUUUUAAAGACUGUAGAACAUAUGCUUGUUUUUUUUAACUCUCGUAGUCCAGUCACAGUGUUGUGUGAAGGAUUGAAUAAACUGA